Messenger RNA from Saccostrea echinata, 351 nucleotides. Its product is annotated as DNA damage-regulated autophagy modulator protein 1-like. The record is from RefSeq and is a predicted model, not a curated record. The transcript has 3 exons. Bases 1 to 351 code for a protein of 116 amino acids. Lineage: Eukaryota; Metazoa; Mollusca; Bivalvia; Ostreida; Ostreidae.
AUGUUCGGCUGGUUCUCAUCUCUGGGCCUCGGACUUGUGGCAAAUUUUCAGGAAACGAACUUAGAGGGCGUACACAUGACUGGGGUAGCGAUGAAGAUUGGUUUUGGUAUCUUGUACAUGUAUCUACAAACUUUCAUAUCGUGCAAAAUGUCCGACACCGUGACCCUAAGUAGAGUCCGGCUGGCAAUGUCCAUAUCGUGUACAAUCACAGCGGCUUCAUGUGGAUAUCAAGCACACAUGACAGCGGCUAUCAGUGAGUGGUUGACUUGUAUUGUGUUCCUUCUAUAUUUUGCCACGUUUGUUCAGGAUUUCAAACGAAUCUCAGCUUCUGUGACAUUUCACAUAAUUUAA